ACGAGGUCAGAAUGUGAUGAGUGCAUCAAGAACUUUGAGUAUGUGAAAGAACAUUUAACCACGAUCCGUGGGACGAGAAAUGAAGUAUAAAGCGAGGGGUUCUUCCUGCUUCAAGUCCCUUUCAUCUCAACUACAAUUUGCAUGAACACAAGAAUCUGACAAUACAUCACUAUGACAUCAAGAAUUGCUUUGGUCUCUCUUUUCGCGGCCGUUUAUGGUCAACAAGUCGGUACCUAUCAAACGGAAACUCAUCCUUCUCUUACUUGGCAAUCUUGCACUGCUAAAGGAUCUUGCACCACAAACACUGGAAGCAUUGUCCUUGAUGGAAACUGGCGAUGGACUCACGGAGUAGGCACCUCGACAAAUUGUUACACAGGAAACACUUGGGACGCAAAAUUGUGCCCAGAUGAUGCCACCUGUGCAAAGAACUGUGCUCUUGAAGGCGCAGACUAUUCUGGAACCUAUGGUAUCACAACCAGUGGAAGUUCUUUGAGACUCAACUUUGUUACUCAAUCAUCAUCAAAGAACGUUGGGUCUCGAGUCUACCUAUUGGCCGACAAUACCCACUAUAAGACAUUCAAUCUGUUGAAUCAGGAGUUCACAUUCGAUGUUGAUGUCUCCAAUUUACCUUGCGGAUUGAACGGUGCUGUUUACUUCGCUAAUCUUCCGGCUGAUGGAGGUGUUUCCUCAACCAAUACGGCUGGUGCCCAGUAUGGCACCGGAUACUGUGAUUCACAAUGUCCACGUGAUAUGAAGUUUAUCAAUGGCCAGGCCAACGUUGAUGGUUGGGUACCCGCAAGCAACAAUCCUAACACUGGUGUUGGUAAUCACGGCUCAUGCUGUGCUGAAAUGGAUAUCUGGGAAGCAAACUCGAUUUCCACUGCUGUCACUCCUCAUUCUUGUGAUACUGUGACACCAACGGUCUGUACUGGCGAUGCUUGCGGUGGCACCUACUCAUCAUCUAGAUAUGCUGGUACUUGCGAUCCAGAUGGAUGUGAUUUCAACUCUUAUCGCAUGGGUAAUAAAUCCUUCUAUGGUCCAGGUAUGACUGUCGACACCAAGUCUGUCUUUACUGUCGUCACCCAGUUCCUCACUACCGACGGCACAGCAUCUGGUACUCUCAAUGAGAUUAAACGUUUCUACGUCCAGAAGGGCAAAGUUAUCCCCAACUCCUACUCCACCAUCUCAGGCGUAAGCGGUAAUUCCAUCACAACUCCUUUCUGCGAUGCUCAAAAAACCGCUUUUGGUGAUCCCACCUCCUUUUCCAACCAUGGUGGUCUUGCUUCCAUGUCUGCUGCUUUCAAAGAGGGUAUGGUUCUCGUGUUGUCUCUUUGGGAUGAUUAUUAUUCCAAUAUGCUUUGGCUCGAUUCUACUUACCCUGUUACGCAUACAUCGGCCGGUGGUCCAAGAGGUACUUGUGAUACGACAUCGGGAGUUCCAGCGUCGGUUGAAGCAAAUUCUCCCAAUGCUUAUGUAGUCUACAGUAACAUCAAGGUCGGAGCUAUUAACUCUACUUACGGUUAAGAGUAUGUGGAUCAGGCACUAGGAGUCGAAUCGUAGGAGUCGGGUGAUGGUGGAUGAUGAUGACGAUGAUGAUAUAGGAAAAAUUUGAAGCGCUCGUUCAUUUGAAUUAGGUGGCGAGGAAAAUUGGAAGCGCUCCUUUAUUGAUCUUAUGUGGUUGAGAUGAAAGUUAGCAUUGGAGAAAAUCGCUUGUUUGGGUAUUGUGUACAUGGAAGUCAACUUUGUACAUAUGAUCUGAACGAG
This is a messenger RNA of Botrytis porri, 1764 nucleotides long. RefSeq lists its product as uncharacterized. Gene Ontology annotation, biological process: carbohydrate metabolic process. Bases 172 to 1524 code for a protein of 450 amino acids. NCBI's taxonomy places the organism in Eukaryota, Fungi, Ascomycota, Leotiomycetes, Helotiales, Sclerotiniaceae. Gene Ontology annotation, molecular function: hydrolase activity, hydrolyzing O-glycosyl compounds. The record is from RefSeq and is a predicted model, not a curated record. The transcript has 3 exons.